CUUCUCAUAAAGACGGGGAGAACAUAGUUGAUGGGUCAACAGAUUGUGAUCUUGCAUCAUCUUUAAUAUUCUCUGGUGAUCACGUGUCAAUUUUUCACCUGAAGAAUUUAGAUUUCGUCUUGAAUAACCGGAUGUUUGGUACAUUGUUGACGAGGUGUACUCAAUGGACCGCAUACGUUCUCCAUGUAAGGUUGUUCGUGCAAGUAAAACCAAUAGUAACUGAAAAAACUUUUCCCAACUCCCGAAUGACCCGUGAUACACCAGCCACGAACGUUCUUUUCCGUAUGAAUCAUCUCAACAAAGUCACGAUAUUAUUGACGCAAAAUAUG
Ambispora gerdemannii is the source of this 329-nucleotide messenger RNA. NCBI's taxonomy places the organism in Eukaryota, Fungi, Glomeromycota, Glomeromycetes, Archaeosporales, Ambisporaceae. The record is from the annotation of a GenBank genome assembly.